CUAUAUCCAUAUGUUGGCAAUUAUGUAUUGCAAUGUUAUACUUUGAAUCAAUAUAUUUCACAGUUAACACAGUUACAUAUUUUACCAGCUAAACCCAAAGGUAAAGUCGACCUAAAUCCUGUAUGUUUGUAUGUUCAUAAAGAAGGGCAAUUUCUCUUUAAAAAUGCUCUAACAGAAGUAUCAAAUAUUGAUCAUAUAACAGAUAUUAGCCUAGAUAUUAAAGUGAAACAAUUUGCUUCUACCCCUAACAUGGAGUGUGCUCCUGUGACUCAUAGUUUUGAUUCUUGUGCUGAAAGAUUUAUGUCUUCAGAUCUUGCAGGAGAUCACUGUGAGCUCUUUCUCAUUAAAGGAAGAAACAAAUCAACACUUUGCAAAUCAAAGAAAGAUUAUGAGAAAACCUUGAGACUAUUCCAAACAAGCCUUGUUAAUUGCCAAGAACCUUGCAAUCAAAUAGAGGUUAGUUUAAGAGAAAACCCAGUUGACUGGUUGUACAUUCUGAUGAACCCUCAGUUUCCUGUUAAAACAGUUAUCCCAGGAUACUAUUUGAAACUCCCCUCUAAAGUGCUAGCUUCAGAAAUGUAUGAAAGUUACACUAGUUUUUCUUUCAUUGCUGAAUUUGGAGGCUGGGUUGGUCUAUUCCUGGGAAUUUCUGUUCUUGGGGCAAUUAAAUCACUUCUACAGUUACACUCAAGUUCAGGAAAAGUUAUUAAAAAGUUGGCAAAAGAAAAACUACCAGGUGUUUUGCUUGUAUUCAAAAUGUUUUGUGCAGUUGGUUUAAUGUAUAUUCUUUAUAAAUGUUGUGAAAAACUUAUAACUGGAGAAAAGCAAUUGGAUGUUAACUUGGUUCAGAAUCCCUCUAUAAAUAUUAGUUUGUCAUUGUGCUCAAUGGAAAAUAUUUAUAAAGUACCUUUUAAAGGUUCUAAUCAUUCUUAUAUUGGUAACCAUUCAGACUUUUGGCUGAAGUCCACAAAUCUAAGUAAAAAACUUCAAGCAAUGACAGUUGUUUUUCAAAAUGGAGAAAGUCUUCUGGUUUUUCACUCUGAAAAAAACUUAAAACAUCCUAAUUACAUUUUUGGUGUAAUAAAUACUCCAAAGUAUGGAACUUAUAUAGAAAGCUGUCAUUUUUUAAACCUGAACGCCUGGAGCAGCAUCAAAACUAUUGAGCUUGAAACUAAUGAAGAACUGUCUAUUGAUUUUCAUAUGGCAGGCCAGCUUCUUAGACAUGGAAAACAAGGAUAUAAUUUUAUCAACAAAUAUUCAGUUUCUUUUAGGUACAGGUUAUUCUUAAUUCUGCCAGGAAGUAUUGAGCGUUUUCAUUUUUAG
This is a messenger RNA of Eurytemora carolleeae, 1323 nucleotides long. RefSeq lists its product as uncharacterized. The record is from RefSeq and is a predicted model, not a curated record. Lineage: Eukaryota; Metazoa; Arthropoda; Copepoda; Calanoida; Temoridae. The transcript has 2 exons. Bases 250 to 1323 code for a protein of 357 amino acids. Gene Ontology annotation, biological process: sodium ion transport. Gene Ontology annotation, cellular component: membrane. Gene Ontology annotation, molecular function: sodium channel activity.